Protobothrops mucrosquamatus (brown spotted pit viper) is the source of this 2981-nucleotide messenger RNA. It is a transcript of the gene MTMR11, whose product is annotated as myotubularin related protein 11. NCBI's taxonomy places the organism in Eukaryota, Metazoa, Chordata, Lepidosauria, Squamata, Viperidae. The record is from RefSeq and is a predicted model, not a curated record. The coding region runs from base 66 to 2228 and encodes 720 amino acids. The transcript has 17 exons.
UUCUCCCAGUACACUCAAGAAUACAGACUCACCCCCCUUUUUAUGGGGCACACAAAGACACUACAAUGCUUUCUAUGUCCAAGAACUCUUUUAAAAUUAAACACCCUCUUCCGGAUACAGGGCCCAGGAGACCAGAAUCCCCCAACAUGAGCGGAAGGAGGAAUGGAAACUGUCGUACUCUCCAGUGCAUUGCAGGUGAAUAUAUCCAAGCAACAGCAGGUCAUGUAAAAAAAUGCAGUUCAUCCCGAGAUGGAGAAGGCCGUAUUCCUGGCACUCUUUACUGUACUAAUCUAAGAGUGGCCUUCUUACCGGAUGCCUCUCCCAACGACGAGAAUGACUCUUGCUAUCUGUUUAUGUGCAGUGACUAUGAAGUGGCCCUACCAUGCAUUGGAAAACUGGUGGCUGUGAACAGUUUCACAAAAGCGAAGGUGCUGACAAGCACAUCUACACUGAAGUUCAUUCCUGAGGAACUGAUCAUCUACUGCCGAGAUUUCCGGGUUCUAAGGUUCCAGUUCCAUGAAAAUGGCUUAGAAUCUCAGGCCUUCCAGGUGACAAUGGCUAUUGUGCAAGCUCAGGAGAACAGUGGCAGGGAUACCUGCUAUGAAUACUUAGCUCUGAAGAAUCUGGGGAACAGCUGCCUGGGCAGGCAGGACACACAGCCACAGGAAGAAUUCUCAGUAGUGCUUUUUGAGACUCUCUGUGACUGGGAGAAGGAGCUGAAGCGGCUCGGGGCCGCUAGCUGGCGAGUCAGCCCAGUCAAUGAGCGCUUCGAUAUGUCUACCAGCCUUCCCAAAUACUUGUGGGUCCCCAGUCGAUUUCUGGACAAUGAGCUGAAAAGAGCCUUUGUACAUUUCAACGAAAGGCGAAUACCAAGGCUGUGCUGGCAUCACCCAAGAGGCAGUGAUCUUCUUCGAGCAGCUAACUUCCACACUAACUCAGAUCCAGAGAAGGAAGAUAUAAGGGCAAUAGAAACACUACUGUUUGCUGGGCACUCGCAGUGUGUCAUUGUAGAAGCAACGGCUGAUCUUCCCAGCCUUCCCGAGAUCCACCAGUCUUACUCCAAGCUGUGGAACCUGAGCCUCUGGAUGACUGAUACGUCUCUUGCACCGUCUGAUGAGAAAUGGCUCUCAAGUCUGGAAAAUACACGGUGGCUGGAUCACGUAAGAUUAUGCUUGAAGAAAGCCAGUGAGGUGACUCUUCUGCUGACAGAGAGAAGCCGAUCCGUUAUACUGCAAGAAUCAGAUGACAGAGAUUUGAAUUGUCUGCUGGCUUCCCUAGUGCAAGUUCUUUCAGAUCCACAUAUGAGGACAAUACCUGGAUUCCAGAGCCUGAUCCAGAAAGAAUGGGUAGCAGCAGGCCAUCCUUUCCUGCAGCGUCUCAAUGUACUCCAGAAAAACGACCAGGAUGAGUCACCAGUGUUUUUUCUGUUCCUGGAUUCUGUAUGGCAACUGCUGCAGCAGUUCCCACAAUCCUUUGAGUUUACGGAGGCCUACCUGAUGGCCGUAUAUGAUAGCUGCUUCAUCCCAUUUUCUAGCACUUUCCUAUUCAACUGCCAGUGGGAACGAAGUCGAAAGAAUCAGAAUCGUUUUCUCAAUCAAAUUUACACUCCUAUGAAUGGCUGGCAAGAAAAUCUCCGUCUAGAAAUCCUGCAAAAAGGAGGCUAUCCUGGGAAGAACGUAGGCCACACAAAUUUGUCUACAAUUUGGAACUGGCCACUCAGAUUCAACCCCUGGCAGAGAGCACAGUUCAGGAACCCCUGGUACAAUGAGAACAACUUCAGCAAUGGAGGCACUUUAAACAAGAAACUCCUAUUCACAAAUAGUGACACGGUGGAAAACACUUCUUCAGAAAAAUGGACCUUGUACAUUUUUUCAAAAGGCUCUCUCAGUUUGCAAACCCACAUUUUCCCUUGGAAAAAUGGGACCCUCUCCAAAAAGAGUUCUCAUCGUGUUCAGGCACUGGAGACUUCUAGAGAACAAGAAAGGUCUUGGAAGGCCAAAUCCAAUGGCAACUUCAUUUAUCAUAAUGGACUGCUGCUUCUCCCAUCACUUACAGGGACUUCAAUACGUUUAUGGAAAAGGUGUUAUCUUCGGGGGAAUCCAGAAGUUCAGGUUGGCCUCUUUGCUUCCAACAUUGUUAAACUCAGCGAAGAACUGGAUCUUCUUCAAAAGCGGCUAACCUAUUUGCAAGCAAGAGGAAGCUAUAGCAUAGCUCUGGAAAAUGCGUAAGGCGGCACAACAGCUCAUUAAAAACACAACGUUCAUUUUUGCCCUCCCAUUGGUAAUGGAUGGGCUUCCUGAAUAUUCAUGGCAAAUCUGAGCUAUGUCUUCUCCUUUCAUAUGAAACCACCUGCAGCAAGCUGGGUUUUAGAAACUUCUUAAAUGAGGCACUAUACUUUAUAUAUUCCCAUGCAUAUUUUUUUCUAAAAUGAACAUCCUUCCAAAUGAACUAAUGUUCUUAUGCUGCAGAGACAAUGGCAUGCUAUAUAUUUACAGCCCAGGAACACAGAAAAAAAAAUCAAUAGGAACUUUUUCUUCUUAUUGCCUUAAGAGGUAACUUGUACAGUAAAUGUAUUAAUAAUUGUUAAAUAACAUCAAAAGCUGAUAAUACAUUCAGUAGACAAAAAUAAUCAAACCUGGAGCCACAGACACAACAUGCCUGAUAAACUGGUGUACAAAAACACAAUCCUUUUAGCUUCCAUCUUCAUAUAUCAAGUUUACUGUUUAUUCACUCAAUGUCUACUAUCGGCUUUAUGUGUGUGUAUAUAUAUAUAUAUACUCUAUAUGCAAGUUUGUGGGUGUGUAUAGACAGAGAAAGAAAAAAAACCCUUCCCUAUCUCUAUAAAGACAAAACUUUGCUGUAAAUUCAAUUAUAUACUAUUUCACAAGCUUUGGUUCAGAAGCCUUAACAACAACCAUCAGGAAAUUGCCAAUUUUAAACUAAUGGCUUUUUAAAUAAAAUAAAAACUUCUGUAAACAGCA